Molecule: messenger RNA, 2011 nt
Organism: Gracilinanus agilis (Agile Gracile Mouse Opossum)
Lineage: Eukaryota; Metazoa; Chordata; Mammalia; Didelphimorphia; Didelphidae
Gene: MAP3K7
Product: mitogen-activated protein kinase kinase kinase 7
Exons: 17
Coding region: 147-1970 (607 amino acids)
Biological process (GO): positive regulation of canonical NF-kappaB signal transduction; JNK cascade; protein phosphorylation
Molecular function (GO): MAP kinase kinase kinase activity; magnesium ion binding; ATP binding
Source: RefSeq, a predicted model, not a curated record
CGCUACCCCCACCACGGCUCCCCGGGCCCCCGGGUCCCCGGACUGUUGUUGUCCGGGCUGAAGGUCGGUCCGGACGACGGAGGACGCCGACCUCCGGACUGUCGGGGCGGCCUCCUGACAGGGCCCCCCGGCUGCCGAGAGGGAUCAUGUCUACUGCCUCCGCCGCCUCCUCCUCCUCCUCUUCCUCUGCGGGUGAGAUGAUAGAGACCCCCUCGCAGGUCCUCAACUUCGAAGAAAUCGACUAUAAGGAGAUUGAGGUGGAAGAGGUUGUUGGAAGAGGAGCCUUUGGAGUGGUGUGCAAAGCUAAAUGGAGAGCAAAAGAUGUGGCCAUUAAACAAAUAGAAAGUGAAUCUGAGAGAAAAGCCUUUAUUGUAGAGCUUCGGCAAUUAUCCCGUGUAAACCAUCCAAAUAUUGUGAAGUUAUAUGGAGCCUGUUUAAAUCCAGUAUGUCUUGUAAUGGAAUAUGCUGAAGGAGGCUCUUUAUAUAAUGUGCUGCAUGGUGCUGAGCCUUUGCCAUACUACACUGCUGCCCAUGCAAUGAGCUGGUGUUUACAGUGUUCCCAAGGAGUGGCCUAUCUUCACAGUAUGCAACCAAAAGCUCUAAUUCACAGAGACUUGAAACCACCCAACUUGCUGCUGGUUGCAGGGGGAACAGUUCUAAAAAUUUGUGAUUUUGGUACUGCCUGUGACAUUCAAACACACAUGACCAACAACAAGGGAAGUGCUGCUUGGAUGGCACCUGAAGUUUUUGAAGGUAGCAAUUACAGUGAAAAAUGUGAUGUGUUCAGUUGGGGCAUUAUCCUUUGGGAAGUAAUAACCCGUAGGAAACCUUUCGAUGAGAUUGGUGGUCCAGCUUUCCGCAUAAUGUGGGCUGUUCAUAAUGGUACUCGACCUCCACUGAUCAAAAAUUUACCCAAACCUAUUGAAAGCUUAAUGACUAGGUGUUGGUCAAAGGAUCCUUCACAACGACCUUCCAUGGAGGAAAUUGUGAAAAUAAUGACUCACUUGAUGCAGUACUUUCCAGGAGCAGAUGAGCCAUUACAAUAUCCUUGUCAGUAUUCAGAUGAAGGACAAAGUAAUUCUGCCACAAGCACAGGUUCAUUCAUGGAUAUCACUUCUACAAAUACCAGUAACAAGAGUGACACUAAUAUGGAACAAAUUCCAGCAACAAAUGAUACCAUUAAGCGCUUAGAAUCAAAAUUGUUGAAAAAUCAAGCCAAACAACAGAGCGAUUCUGGGCGUUUAAGCUUGGGAGCAUCUCGAGGGAGCAGUGUGGAAAGCUUGCCACCAUCAUCAGAGGGCAAGAGGAUGAGUGCUGACAUGUCUGAAAUAGAAGCAAGAAUAGCUGCUACCACAGCCUGUUCCAAGCCUAAACGGGGCCAUCGUAAAACUGCUUCAUUUGGCAACAUUCUGGAUGUCCCUCAGAUCGUCGUAUCAGCAGGCAACGGACAGCCAAGGCGUAGAUCCAUUCAAGACUUGAGUGUUACUGGAACAGAACCCAGUCAGGUGAGUAGUAGGUCAUCCAGUCCUAGUGUAAGAAUGAUCACUACCUCAGGACCAACUUCUGAAAAACCAACAAGGAGCCAUCCCUGGACCCCUGAUGAUUCCACAGAUACUAAUGGAUCAGAUAACUCCAUCCCAAUGGCCUACCUUACACUGGAUCACCAACUACAGCCACUAGCACCAUGCCCAAACUCCAAAGAAUCCAUGGCUGUGUUUGAACAGCAUUGUAAAAUGGCCCAAGAAUAUAUGAAAGUUCAAACAGAAAUAGCAUUACUAUUGCAGAGAAAGCAAGAACUAGUAGCAGAAUUGGACCAGGAUGAAAAAGACCAGCAAAAUACAUCUCGUCUGGUACAAGAACAUAAAAAGCUUUUAGAUGAAAAUAAAAGUCUUUCUACAUACUACCAGCAAUGCAAAAAACAAUUAGAGGUCAUCAGAAGUCAGCAACAAAAACGGCAAGGCACUUCAUGAUUCCCUGGGACCUUGGAUUUGAAAAUUGCGCACAGAAAGAC